GUCCCAUUGAAUACGUUGGUUUUGUCCGAGUUCACAUGUGUGUCCAGAGACCCAUCCACGUUUCCACGGCGAUCACCCGCACCUCGUGGUAUCGUCUGAUGAGACCAGUCAAAGAGAGGAGCGAAGAUGCCGGCCUAGAGACUGCUUUUUACCUACCCACCGACACCAAUAGGCUGGUCCACAUCACUAACAAUACUACCACCAAAGAGCUGGUGUCGAUAUUACUGAAGAAGUUUUGCGUCACAGAUAAUCCUAAGAAGUUCUCUCUCUACGAAGAGUAUGGUGGAGAUUAUCGGAGACUAUUUGAAGAGGACAACCCGCUGGUGAUAUCUCUGGAGGCCAGCGUAUCGAACAGAAACAGCAAGCUAAUCCUGCGAGACAACACGUACAGUACGAUACAGUGGGACGCCUUUACGCACCCGGAGUUGAACAAUUUCAUACUCAUUCUGCGCAGGGAGGAAGAGCUGUACGUGGAGAAGCUGGCAGACAGGUUCAGGCUAUGGAAGGACUGUUUAUCUCAAGUCAUGAAAGAGAAAUUCAAGGAGGAGAUUUCGAGGCAAACCUACAUCGGCGACGAUUCUAGAAAUGACACGGAAGAAACUCCAACAACACUUUUAGAUUCAAGAACGAAGGCAUAAUUCUUUCACUUUCUAUUGUAAUUGUCAGCACCUUUCAAUUUCCUUGAUUUUUGCCUCGUAUAAUACAAAUCUUUUCUGAUGUAAUCCUUGACUUUCUGCAUUUAUGUAUCAAGUGUAUAUACAUUGUUACUGCCACUCUUUAUUUAUAAUUACAGUGAUUUGUAACAUUUUUGGCACCCGUGAUGAUAGUAAAUUUUCGAGAGUUUCGUGUGUGCAUUCGAGAGUAUGAUGC
Geodia barretti is the source of this 870-nucleotide messenger RNA. NCBI's taxonomy places the organism in Eukaryota, Metazoa, Porifera, Demospongiae, Tetractinellida, Geodiidae. The record is from the annotation of a GenBank genome assembly.